AUGAGUACUAACUCUGAAAACACAACUUCACCUGUCCUGACUACGGGAGAAAAAGAAGGAGGAAGUGUAGAAAUGGACAAUUCCUCCAUGUUGUCAAUGCUAAAGGACAUGCAGAAUAGCAUCGUCUCACUAACAUCCUCAGUGUCGUCCCUACAGCAAAGAGGGAAAAAGCGCAAAGCAGAAACUGAAAGUAAUCAGCCUGGACCGUCUAAGGCAAAAGAUUUAAGUGACAUUUCUUCUGACGAAGAAGACGUUGCCAAAGAUGGAUUUUCAGAUCUAAUUGAUGACCAAGAUGUGGAGGAAGAGUUUGAUAACGACUCCAUGUUAGACGAGUUGGCUGAAUGUUUCGGGUCAGAAGAAAAAUGUGGAGAGCCUAUACAUGAAAAACUGGCUAAAGUCACUAAUGAGGGAGUUAGAGCAACUUUGAAUGGGGAAAAAAUAAAAGAAGUAAGUAAAAAAUACAACAGGCCAAAGAAUGUGCAGAACUUAGUUACACCAAAAAUUAACGAAGAAAUUCGUGUGCACCUAGGCCGCAAAAUCCGCAAUCAAGACAUGCGGUUUCAAAGAACACAAGCACUCGUUGCGAAAGCCAUGGUGCCACAGCUCCAACAGAUAAAUAUGCUGUUGAAUUCAAAACAAAAGGGAAACACUCCUUCAGUUAAAGACUUGACAGUCUUGGCGAUGGACGGCCUGAAAUUAAUGACAUACGUCUACUGUGAUUUAUCCAAUAGGAGACGCGAACUGAUUAUUCAGCCUGAAAAGAACGAGGAGUUCCGGGUACUUUGCUCCAGAGAACAUCAGGUAACGGAUAAACUGUUUGGGGAUGAAUUGGGGAAAAAGGUGGAGGAAAUUGCCAAAGCGAACAAGGUCGGAUCUAAGAUAUCAGGCCACAACAAACAGGAAAAACGGAAUUUUCAAAGCCGGAAACCAUAUCAACAAGGGCAAAAAUCUUUUUCCUACAGUCCAAACUACAGAACCCAGUCUUUUUUAGGACAACGAACGACUCAGAAUUACAAGAAAAAAACGUUCAACAAACAGUCCAAGAAGUAAUCCAGGACCAAUCUGUGUCAAAAAAUCGUACUGGGACGUGCUCUGCAAAAGAUUACGAGAGACGGGACAGAGGCAGUAAUCAUCGCCCCAAUCUGGCCAACCCAACCUUGGUUCCCACUGCUUCUACAGAUGGUGUGCGAGAACAGUUACAUUCUCCCAAAUUAUCAGAAUCUACUGACGCUGCCGAACGACCCUCAGAAACGCCACCCAUUGAGGAAAAUGCGGUUGGGGGCCUUCCGUGUGUCGGGAAAUUUUUCGAAGAUAAAGGCAUAUCAAAAGACACUCAAACAAUAUUACUCUCAUCUUGGCGAGAAUCGACAAAGAAACAAUAUCGGCCAUAUAUCGAAAAGUGGGUGUUAUUUUGUCAUAAAAGAAAAAUUAAUAUUUUUGAAACAAAUGUAAACAAUGUCUUAACAUACUUGACCGAUUUAUACAAUGCUGGUUUAGGAUACAGUGGUCUAAAUACUGCCCGUAGUGCGUUGUCAUCUUUUUUGCAAUUCGAUAGCGAACAAAACAUUGGCACUCACCCCCUUGUACGUAGAUUUAUGAAAGGUGUAUUUGUACUUAGACCAACUUUACCUAGAUAUAAUGUAACUUGGGAUGUAAAUAUUGUUUUAAAGUACUUGAAAUCAAUGUCAACAUUAUCAUCUUUAUCAUUAUUGCAAUUGUCGCAUAAAUUACUUAUGUUAUUAGCAUUAUUGUCGGGUCAGCGUGGUCAAACGCUGCAUUUAAUUGACAUUAGGAACAUUUAUGUAAGCGAAGCUUGUGUUAAAAUAACAAUAGGAGAUUUACUUAAAUCAUCAAAUUCCAGAAAACAUUUGGGAGAAUUAAAUUUGUCAAGUUAUGAAAUAGACUGUGAUUUGUGUGUGGUGAAAACAAUGGAUCAUUAUCUUCAGCGGACAAAACCUUUGCGGGCCUCAGUUUCACGUUUAUUCAUUACAUCACAAAGGCCAUUCAAGCCAGUGUCCAGGGAUACUAUCGGACGUUGGUUGAAAACUGUUAUGCAGAAAUCUGGCAUCGACAUUAAUCUGUUUAAACCGCACAGCACGAGAUCAGCCUCUACCAGCGCUGCGUGUGCGCUAAGAAUUCCUGUGGACACGAUAAUAAGAACAGUAGGCUGGACAAGUGACUCUGUUUUCCGCAAAUAUUAUAACAAGCCUGUUAGCUUGAAUGUAGAUA
Messenger RNA from Saccostrea echinata, 2229 nucleotides. RefSeq lists its product as uncharacterized. NCBI's taxonomy places the organism in Eukaryota, Metazoa, Mollusca, Bivalvia, Ostreida, Ostreidae. The transcript is spliced from 2 exons. The record is from RefSeq and is a predicted model, not a curated record. Bases 1 to 1050 code for a protein of 349 amino acids.